AUGUCACCAUUUUCGAAAGCUGACGAUGGAUUGCGAAGCUUGAAUAUAGGUAUUGCUUUGAUGCUAGCUGCAUCUGCUACUUCAGGGUACAACGCCAGCCAGAUCAAUAGCUUGCUUGUGCUUCCAGAAUUUACGAAAUUUCUAAGCGGUCUUAAUUCCAAUGCCACCGGUCUCAUCAUCGCAGCCGUCUCUCUUGGAGCCUUCCUUUCCUUCAUUCCCGCCUCUUAUGUCGCCGAUAGACUGGGUCGCCGACUAUGCGUUAGCAUGGGAGCCACACUCUGUAUAAUUGCGGCUAUAUUGCAAUUUGCGUUUGAGCACCACUGGGUAUAUUUUGGUGCCCGUGUUGCUAUGGGCGCCGGCGUUGGCUUCUCCCAAACUGCAGCACCGUUGUUGAUCGCGGAAACAGCUCACCCGAGCCAAAGGCGAACUCUCACUGGCCUAUAUAAUGCUGUCUGGUUUUGCGGGUCCAUUACAGCAGCAGCUAUCACAUUUUCUACAUUAUCCAUGAAGAACAGCUGGUCGUGGAGAGUACCAUGCCUGCUGCAAAUACUAUUUCCGUCUUUGCAACUAGUGGCACUUUCCAUUAUUCCGGAGAGUCCAAGAUGGCUUGUGUCAAAAAACCGGAAAGGGGAAGCACUCGCUAUGCUCACGCGAUAUCAUGCCAACGGAAAUAUGCACAACAAGUUGGUGCAAGAUGAAUACGAUCAAAUCUGUGCCAGCAUUAAUGCCGAAACGGACCAGAAGUCGGCCUCGCAAUGGAGCGCCUUCUUUAAAUCUAAAGGGGAUAUGCACCGCCUUACCAUUUGCAUUCUUUUAGGGUUUAUGCAGGAAUGGACUGGCAAUGGUGUCACCUCAUACUACCUGCCUCCAAUUUUGGGAUCUGUCGGCAUAAAUGCUGCAACCCACCAGGCUGCUGUCAACAUUAGCCUUCAAGUUUGGAAUCUGAUAUUUGCCGUGGCAGGAGCCAGCACCUCGGAUAAAUAUGGACGUCGAGUUCUGUGGCUAUGUGCGACAACACUGAUGAUAAUCUUCCUGUCGACAGCAACUGUCAUGGCUGGUCUCUUCGCGGAAGUCCAUAUUCUGGAGGCAGGGAUUACAGUGGUUCCAAUGCUGUUCCUGUUCUGCGCAGCUUACGAUUUUGCCUACAUGCCACUCUUCAUUGCAUACCCAGCGGAAAUCCUGCCUUUCCAGCUUCGCGCCAAGGGCCUUGCCGUCACUCUGACAACAGACUCUCUGGCCUGCUUCUUCAACCAGUAUGUGAACCCAGUGGCAUUUUCAGCGCUUCGAUGGAGAUACUUUAGUAUCUACGUAGGCUGUCUUGUUAUUGUCCUGGGCCUGGUUUACCUCUUCUUCCCGGAAACCCAAGGAAGGUCCUUGGAAGAGGUCGCACGGAUAUUUGAAAGCAAUAAGAUUGACGACUCGGAAGGAGUACUGAGCGACACAGAUGGGUCCAAGGAUUCAUCUUUUGCUAUUAAGUAUGAAGAAUAG
Messenger RNA from Penicillium canariense, 1488 nucleotides. RefSeq lists its product as uncharacterized. The coding region runs from base 1 to 1488 and encodes 495 amino acids. Gene Ontology annotation, molecular function: carbohydrate:proton symporter activity. The transcript is spliced from 3 exons. NCBI's taxonomy places the organism in Eukaryota, Fungi, Ascomycota, Eurotiomycetes, Eurotiales, Aspergillaceae. Gene Ontology annotation, cellular component: membrane. The record is from RefSeq and is a predicted model, not a curated record. Gene Ontology annotation, biological process: carbohydrate transport; transmembrane transport.